Molecule: messenger RNA, 624 nt
Organism: Symbiodinium sp. CCMP2456
Lineage: Eukaryota; Dinophyceae; Suessiales; Symbiodiniaceae
Source: the annotation of a GenBank genome assembly
GCGGCACUGCUCCAAUUCCUGGGCGAGGCCCCAUCCGCUGCGGCGCUCCGCCGCCCGAGCUCAGGAGCCGCGCAUGCGCAGCCUCCUCGUGGUUUGGGGGAGGACUCCUCGCCUGAUUCCCUGGGCUUGCCUUACGAAGAUGGCGGCUUUGACGACUGUGCAGAGUACAGCGGGGCCAUGACCGCGGAAACUGAGCUCCUCGCCAAUGGACCCGCCACCAGUGCAGGCGGAACUGCGAAAGCGAGGUCGCAAAAGCCUGUUCGCCCCGCCAAGCCACCAAAAGUUGCCGCAGAGCCCACCAAGGCUCCAGCAUGUGCCGGCUACGCUCCACCGGCCCCUGGGAAGAGGACUGGCAGCAAGCCGCCAGAGAUUGAGGAUUUCAGCAAGACGACCACUCCUUUGCCCGAAGGGGCCUUCCGAAUGCUGGGCGAGGACUCGCCGUCUGGCAUCCGCAAAGGGCAAGCACGAACUCGACCACGUUCCGGCUCCCGCAGCAGGGGGUUGGCAAACAGCGGCAGUAUGCGUGACUUGGAUGAGACGCCACCCACGACGGCUGCUUCUGCCACAGUGGACUACGACCCGAUGGGCUCCUCGGGGCGCCGGCGCUUCGGCGGAAGGGGCUGA